This is a messenger RNA of Vombatus ursinus (common wombat), 1328 nucleotides long. It is a transcript of the gene TRAM2, whose product is annotated as translocation associated membrane protein 2. Gene Ontology annotation, cellular component: endoplasmic reticulum membrane. NCBI's taxonomy places the organism in Eukaryota, Metazoa, Chordata, Mammalia, Diprotodontia, Vombatidae. The record is from RefSeq and is a predicted model, not a curated record. The transcript is spliced from 11 exons. The coding region runs from base 1 to 1116 and encodes 371 amino acids. Gene Ontology annotation, biological process: SRP-dependent cotranslational protein targeting to membrane, translocation; protein insertion into ER membrane.
AUGCUACAGCUUCCCGGAGCCACAGGUGGACACCAAAGACGGAUGGGCAGCCCUGAAAAAGGCACAGCUUCUCACCAGAAGUGCUGGUUCUACCUGAACACCUCAUACAACCUUGAAAGAGAGGUCACGGCCAAGACUGCCUUCCUAUUUAUUUUACCUCAGUAUAACAUUAGUAUGCCCUCAUCAGAAAGCGAAACUGUUCAGUAUCACUAUGGGCUGAAGGAUCUGGUCACAAUCUUAUUUUACAUCUUCAUCACCAUCAUCCUGCAUGCCGUGGUACAGGAGUACAUCUUGGAUAAAAUCAGCAGACGACUUCAUCUCUCCAAGGUCAAACACAGCAAGUUCAAUGAAUCUGGACAGCUGGUAGCCUUUCAUCUCAGCUCCUUGGUCUGGUGCUUGUAUGUUGUUGUGACGGAAGGGUACUUAACAAAUCCAAGAAGCCUCUGGGAAAACUACCCUCAUGUGUAUCUCCCUUUCCAGGUGAAGUUUUUCUACCUUUGUCAGCUGGCGUACUGGCUACAUGCCCUUCCGGAGCUGUACUUCCAGAAGGUGCGGAAGGAGGAGAUUCCACGUCAGCUGCAGUAUAUCUGUCUGUACUUGGUUCACAUAGCUGGAGCAUACCUCUUAAACCUGACCCGCCUGGGCCUGAUCCUGCUGCUGCUGCAGUACGUGGCUGAGUUUCUCUUCCACAUGGCACGGCUCUUCUACUUUGCAGAUGAGAACAAUGAGAAGCUGUUUAAUGCCUGGGCAGUGGUGUUUGUGGUCACCCGCCUCUUCACCCUCACCCUCGCUGUAUUGGCCAUUGGUUUUGGACUGGCUCGUAUGGAAAAUCAAACUUUUGAGCCGGAGAAAGGCAAUUUCAAUACCUUGCUCUUCAGGCUGUGCGUGCUGCUGUUGGUGUGUGCUUCCCAGGCCUGGAUGAUGUGGCGCUUCAUCCAUUCCCAGCUGCGCCGCUGGCGGGAGUACUGGAACGAGCAGAGCGCCAAGAAGAGAGUGAUGGUUGCCCCCAGACUGCCCGCCAAGCUCAUCAAGAGGGAAUCUGGUUACCACGAAAAUGGAGUACUGAAAGCAGAGAAUGGGAUGUCCCCACGCACUAGGAAGUUGAAGGCUCCUUAAAGCCAGGAUGUGGAGAACAGGAAUCCUUCCUAGUGGGGUGUGCAGUAUGGAGGCCAUGGGCCCAGGACUAAGUUACUGCCCCUAUUUUUCUGCUUGCUACACUCCCAUCUUGAAAGCUGAAACAUGUCUUUGGAAAGUCUCUUCUCUCUCUCUCUCUCUCCUCUCUCUCUCUCUCUCUCUCUUCUCUCUCUCUCUCUCUCUCUCAUCUCUUG